AUGGCCGCUGACGAAGGCUCAGUGGAGAAGCAGGGAGGAGAGGCCCACACGGCCACCGAUGGUGACACCAAUGGGUCCUGUGAAAAAAACGAUGCCACCAGUCAUCCCAGUGCAGCGAAGCACACUCAGGAGAAUGUGAAAGCCAGCCCGCAGGAAGGCACCAAUAAACUGGGCCGCAUCGCGGAGAACGGCAUCUCGGAACGAGAUGCGGAGGUGGGAAAGCAGAACCACGUGAGAGCCGACGAGCUCACCCAGACCGCUGUCGUCGGGAGCAACGGGUUCUUCCUCGCCAAGCCGGCCCUGCAGGGGCAGCCCCUGAGGACUAGCGGCCCCUUGGCCCCCCCACUCCCUGGCCAUGCCGCCAAGACCUUGCCAGGAGGAGCCGGAAAAGGGAGGACUCCAGGCACUUUUUCUCAGAUGCCAGCCACCGUGCCAGCCCGGCUCGGGGAGGGCAGCCGGGACACGGACAACAAGACGCUGCCAGCCCCAGGCCCUGAUGUCAAGGUCCACCGUGCCCGGAAGACCAUGCCGAAGUCUGUGCUGGGCCUGCACGUGGCCAGUAAGGAGCCCCGAGAAGUCCGAGAAGCCAGAGACCACAAGGAGUUGAAGGAGGAGAUCAACAGGAGCGUGGCUGAUUUUGGGAGACAGCAGCUCUUACCCCCAUUCCCGCCCCUGCAUCAGUCGCUACCUCAGAACCAGUGCUACGUGGCCACCGCAAAGUCCCAGACAGCUUGCUUGCCUUUUGUUUUAGCAGCUGCAGUAUCUCGGAAGAAAAAGCGAAGAAUGGGGACCUAUAGCCUGGUUCCUAAGAAAAAGACCAAAGUAUUAAAACAGAGGACGGUGAUCGAGAUGUUUAAGAGUCUAACUCAUUCCACUGUGGGCUCCAAGGGUGAGAAGGACCUGGGCGACAGUGCCCUGCAUGUGAACGGGGAGAGUCUGGAGACAGACUCAGAAGAGGACGAUUCAGAGGAGCUGGGUGAGGACGACGAGCAUGGGGCAGAGCAGACAGCGGCGUUUCCCACGGAGGACAGCCGGACUUCCAAAGAGAGCGUGUCAGGGAGCGACCGGGCCCACAAGAUGGAUGGCGAGUCAGAAGAGGAGCCAGAGUCAGCAGACAGCGGAGAGGACGAUGAUGACGGGGAUGAGUCAGACUUGAGCUCUGAGUCCAGCAUUAAGAAGAAAUUUCUCAAAAGGAAAGGGAAGACUGACAGCCCGUGGAUCAAACCAGGCAGGAAAAGGCGGCGGAGGAACAAGAAGAAGCAAAGCAGUGAGCUAGGUUCUGAGGCCUAUAAACCGACUUCAGGGAGCACCGAGCGGAUUGGCCCUGGAGACAGCAUGGGCUACAUGGAAGUCCCCCUGGACUCUCUGGAUCUGCGUGUCAAAGGGAUUCUGUCCUCACAAGCAGGGCUGGCCAACGGUCCCGGGGCGACAGAUGCAGACGGCCUCCAGGAAGUGCCUCUGUGCAGCUGCCGGAUGGAAACCCCAAAGAGCCGAGAGAUCACCACGCUGGCCAACAACCAGUGCAUGGCCACGGAGAGUGUGGACCACGAGCUAGGCCGGUGCACCAACAGCGUGGCCAAGUUUGACCUGAUGCGCCCAUCCAACAGUGUGCCGCUCCUGGUGCUGUGUGAAGACCACAGAGCACGGAUGGUGAAGCACCAGUGCUGCCCGGGCUGUGGCUACUUCUGCACGGCGGGUAACUUCAUGGAAUGUCAGCCCGAGAGCAGUGUCUCACAUCGCUUCCACAAGGACUGCGCCUCUCGGGUCAACAACACAAGCUAUUGCCCCCACUGUGGCGAGGAGGCCACCAAGGCCAGGGAGGUGACAAUCGCCAAGGCUGACACAACCUCCACCGUGACCCUAGGGUCUGGACCAGAGAAGGCCACUGCCACUGCUGAAGGCAGGGCCGACACGACCACUGGCAGCAGUGCCGGGCCCCAGCUCCUGGAGGGAGACAAGCCGCACAGUUCAACACUUCAGCCGCCUGAAGGCUUUGACCUGACGGGACCGUCGGGACCUGUGAAGCCUGUGCCUGGCCUUCCCCAGGGGCCGGGCAAGGAGACUCUGGAGAGUGCCCUCAUCGCGCUGGACUCGGAGAAGCCUAAGAAGCUCCGCUUCCACCCGAAGCAGCUGUACUUCUCUGCCAGGCAGGGCGAGCUGCAGAAGGUGCUCCUUAUGCUGGUGGACGGGAUUGACCCCAACUUUAAGAUGGAGCAUCAGAGCAAGCGUUGUCCGUUGCACGCUGCCGCUGAGGCUGGCCACGUGGAUGUCUGCCACAUGCUGAUCCAGGCGGGCGCCAACAUUGAUACCUGCUCUGAGGACCAGCGGACCCCGCUGAUGGAGGCUGCAGAGAACAACCACCUGGAUGCAGUCAAGUACCUCAUUAAGGCAGGGGCGCUCGUGGGUCCCAAGGACGCAGAGGGCUCCACGUGUCUACACCUGGCUGCCAAGAAAGGCCACUAUGACGUGGUCCAGUACCUGCUCUCCAAUGGACAGAUGGACGUGAACUGCCAGGAUGACGGCGGCUGGACGCCCAUGAUCUGGGCCACUGAGUACAAGCACGUUGAUCUUGUGAAGCUGCUGCUCUCCAAGGGGUCUGACAUCAACAUCCGAGACAACGAGGAGAACAUCUGCCUGCACUGGGCGGCGUUUUCGGGCUGUGUGGACAUCGCGGAGAUCCUGCUGGCCGCCAAGUGUGAUCUUCAUGCUGUCAACAUCCACGGGGACUCGCCACUGCACAUUGCUGCCCGGGAGAACCGCUACGACUGUGUUGUCCUCUUUCUUUCUCGGGACUCCGACGUCACCUUGAAGAACAAGGAGGGUGAGACGCCCCUGCAGUGUGCGAGCCUCAACUCCCAGGUGUGGGCGGCCUUGCAGAUGAGCAAGGCUCUUCGAGACUCAGCACCAGACCAGCCUGGCCCAAUGGAGCGGACGGUGAGCAGAGACAUCGCGCGAGGCUACGAGCGGAUCCCUAUCCCCUGUGUCAAUGCGGUGGACAGCGAACCCUGCCCCAGCAACUACAAAUACGUGUCUCAGAACUGCGUGACAUCCCCCAUGAACAUCGACAGGAACAUCACUCACCUGCAGUACUGCGUUUGCAUUGACGACUGUUCCUCCAGCAACUGCAUGUGUGGCCAGCUCAGCAUACGCUGCUGGUAUGACAAGGACGGUCGCCUCCUGCCAGAGUUUAACAUGGCAGAGCCGCCUUUGAUCUUUGAGUGCAACCAUGCCUGCGCCUGCUGGAGGAACUGCCGCAACAGGGUGGUACAGAAUGGGCUCAGGGCGAGGCUGCAGCUCUACCGGACACACAACAUGGGCUGGGGCGUGCGGGCGCUGCAGGACAUCCCAUUGGGCACCUUUGUCUGCGAGUACGUGGGGGAGCUCAUCUCCGACUCUGAGGCCGAUGUCCGGGAAGAGGAUUCUUACCUCUUUGACCUUGACAACAAGGACGGAGACAUUUACUGCAUUGAUGCCCGCUUCUAUGGGAAUGUCAGCCGCUUUAUCAACCACCACUGCGAGCCGAACCUGGUGCCCGUGCGAGUCUUCAUGUCCCACCAGGACCUGCGCUUUCCCCGCAUCGCACUUUUCAGCACUCGCCCCAUCACGGCUGGCGAGCAGCUUGGGUUCGACUACGGGGACCGCUUCUGGGACAUCAAGGGAAAGCUGUUCAGCUGCCAGUGCGGCUCGCCCAAGUGCCGGCACUCGAGCGCAGCCCUGGCCCAGCGGCAGGCCAGUGGGGCCCAGGAGGCCCAGGAGGAUGGCCUGCCGGACACCAGCUCCUCUACCACUGCUGACCCCCUAUGA
Orycteropus afer afer is the source of this 3804-nucleotide messenger RNA. RefSeq names its product euchromatic histone lysine methyltransferase 1 (gene EHMT1). Gene Ontology annotation, molecular function: p53 binding; zinc ion binding; histone H3K9 methyltransferase activity. The record is from RefSeq and is a predicted model, not a curated record. NCBI's taxonomy places the organism in Eukaryota, Metazoa, Chordata, Mammalia, Tubulidentata, Orycteropodidae. Gene Ontology annotation, cellular component: nucleus.